Messenger RNA from Tribolium madens (black flour beetle), 1504 nucleotides. RefSeq names its product cytoplasmic tRNA 2-thiolation protein 2 (gene Ctu2). The coding region runs from base 295 to 1473 and encodes 392 amino acids. The transcript is spliced from 7 exons. Gene Ontology annotation, biological process: tRNA wobble position uridine thiolation. The record is from RefSeq and is a predicted model, not a curated record. Lineage: Eukaryota; Metazoa; Arthropoda; Insecta; Coleoptera; Tenebrionidae. Gene Ontology annotation, cellular component: cytosol. Gene Ontology annotation, molecular function: tRNA binding; sulfurtransferase activity.
UAAGUGACAUUCUUUAUUCAAGUGUUUCAGGCACUUUUCAGGUUUCUGAAAAAUUAAACAAAUUUAAAGUGCUUAAACUGGAGAAAUUCUGUUUGUGUCAUUAGUUGUACUGAAAUUGAAAAUUAAAAAAAAAUAUUUAGAAAAAGAGCCUCGACAUCCCGACAAUAGUGACGCUACUGAACUCAGUUCAUGCGGGCAGGAUAACCAACAUAAGAGAUUAUAAAUGUUAGUAAGUUUAAUUAACCUCAAAAAACACAACUAACCACGUUUUAUGCAAUUAACUCAAAAUCCAAGAUGUGUAGUAUUGGUGAUGAUAAUUUUGAAGACCUCGAUAACUUAAAGUACAUGCCUUCGAAAGAAAAACCUUCAUCAUUUUCUAAAUGUAACAAAUGUAGAGAAGCAGUACCAAUUGUGGUUUUACGUUCGAAGGAUAAAUAUUGUAGAAAUUGUUUUUUGGCUGGUGCGACGCAUAAAUUUAAAGCGACAUUAGGAAAACAUAAGUUAAUUCGUCCAAAUGAUCGUGUUUUGGUUGUACAUAAGUGUGGGCAUCCAAGUACGGCUCUUUUACACUUUAUUAGGACAGGGCUCGAUUUAGAGACACACAAAAAGUUACGAUUUGAACCUGUUGUGUUAUUUGUUGAAGAACACACCCAUUUGCCACCAACAGAUCGACAAGAACUAGUUAGAAAAGUCGAAAAAGAAGUCUUGCAGUUCGAGUUUCAAAUUUACUUGACUUCGUUAUCAAAAUUAAUUACAACGAAAUCUGUUGAAAGUGUAUUGUAUACAAAUUCUGAUUAUUUGGAAUUGUGCAAAGAUGACCAAACUGCUGUGGCAGAAUAUGUAGACCAGCAGUUGAAUGAGACAAACAAAAAUGAUUUUUUAAAUAUCAUCAAGCAAAAGUUACUUGUAAAAAUCGCUAAACAUUUAAGUUGCAAAUUUGUUUUUACACCUGAAACUUCCAGUGAUGUAGCCUCACAACUAUUAACUGAUAUUUCUUUAGGAAGAGGAUCUCAUGUAUCCUUAAAUGCGAGUUUUUGUGACUUUCGAGAUGAAUUUGUUAAAACUCUGAGACCUUUGCGUCUUUUUGACUUGAAAGAAUUAGCGUUUUAUAACCAUUUAAACAGUUUGGAACCUAUUACGUUUCGUAAAAUUGACGAAAAUCCUUACAAAUCAGUGCAACAAUUAAUGAAAAAAUUUGUAAAUGAAUUGCAAGUCAAUUACCCUGCAACUGUUACAACAAUUUUAAAAACCGGUGAUAAAUUGACACUUGCCACUAAAGUAACAAAUAAGUGUGAUUUUUGCAAUGCACCAAUUGAGGAAGAGCAAGCAGAAUUGACAUCAGUUGAAUCGACGCAAUUUUCCCACUGGGUUUCGACCCAAACCCCUGAGGAACGUUAUUUGGUAUCUGGGAGGACAUUUAAUAAUCUUAACUGUGAUAAUUACUGCUUUGCUUGUAAAAAGUUUUGUAAAUAAAUUUCGUAAAUAAACGUUGACUUUAGCGCCA